AUGGGAGAGGCAAACCUACUCAAUCAAAGCACUUCUGUGACAUACAUUCGGCUUGGAGGCUUAUCUGUAAAUCAGAAGGUUUUACAGAUAACACAGAAGGCUGUGUUUGCCAUGUUCCUCACUUUCUAUGUCCUGACACUGAUUGGGAACAUUCUCAUUGUCAUAACAAUUAUCUGUGACCACUGGCUCCAUACCCCAAUGUAUUUCUUCCUCAGUAACCUGUCUUUUAUUGAUGUCUGUCACUCCACGGUCACUGUCCCCAAGAUGCUGAUAGAUAUGUGGUCCGAAGAGAAGCUCAUCUCCUUUGAGGCCUGUGUCACCCAGACGUUUUUCCUGCACCUCUUUGCCUGCACCGAGAUCUUUCUCCUCACCAUCAUGGCCUAUGAUCAGUUCAUGGCCAUUUGCAAACCCCUGCAGUACAUGACGGUGAUGAACUGGAAAGUAUAUGUGCUGCUGGCUGUGGCCCUCUGGAUGGGGGGCACCGUCCACUCCGUAUCACUGACCUCCCUCACCAUCAAGCUGCCCUACUGUGGUCCUGAUGAGAUUGACAGCUUCUUCUGUGAUGUGCCUCAGGUGAUCAAACUGGCCUUCACAGAUACACACAUCAUUGAAAUCCUCAUCGUCUCCAACAGCGGGCACUCUGUGGUCUGUUUCGUGGUCCUCGUGGUGUCCUACGCAGUCAUCCUGGUGAGCCUGAGGCAGCAGAUCUCCGAAGGCAGGCAGAAGCCCUUAUCCACCUGUGCAGCCCACCUCACUGUCGUCUCACUCUUCCUGGGACACUGCAUCUUCAUCUAUUCCCGUCCAUCCACCAGCCUCCUGGAGGACAAGGUGGUGUCUGUGUUUUUCACCACUGUUACCCCCCUCCUGAACCCCAUCAUCUAUACUCUUAGGAAUGAAGACAUGAAGAAUGCCUUGAACAAGUUCAUGAGGAGGUUGGAGGGGAGAGGGAAAAAAUGA
Messenger RNA from Callorhinus ursinus (northern fur seal), 957 nucleotides. RefSeq names its product olfactory receptor family 4 subfamily E member 1 (gene OR4E1). NCBI's taxonomy places the organism in Eukaryota, Metazoa, Chordata, Mammalia, Carnivora, Otariidae. Gene Ontology annotation, molecular function: olfactory receptor activity; G protein-coupled receptor activity. Gene Ontology annotation, cellular component: membrane. The record is from RefSeq and is a predicted model, not a curated record. Gene Ontology annotation, biological process: G protein-coupled receptor signaling pathway.